This is a messenger RNA of Spodoptera frugiperda (fall armyworm), 524 nucleotides long. Its product is annotated as histone H2B-like. The coding region runs from base 59 to 460 and encodes 133 amino acids. Gene Ontology annotation, cellular component: nucleosome. The transcript has a single exon. The record is from RefSeq and is a predicted model, not a curated record. Gene Ontology annotation, molecular function: DNA binding; protein heterodimerization activity; structural constituent of chromatin. NCBI's taxonomy places the organism in Eukaryota, Metazoa, Arthropoda, Insecta, Lepidoptera, Noctuidae. Gene Ontology annotation, biological process: nucleosome assembly.
GGCGGCAAAAAUGACAUUACGAAAAAAAAUUUGACGUUUACGUGCAAAUAUAACAAACAUGGCGCCCGUUAAAGCACCGAAAAAAGCGGCAAAAUCAAUGGAGAAAUUAAUCGAGAAACCGAUAAACAAAUCGAAGAAAAUGAAGAAAAAGAACUACCAAAGUUUCUCAAUAUACUUAUACAAAUUACUGAGAACCGUAGCGAAGGAGAACUUGGGUAUUUCGAGGAAAUCCAUGUUGAUUAUGAAUAACUUCGUAAACGAUAUGUUGGAAAAGAUCGCCGAGGAAGCUGGGCGGUUGGUGGCUCAUAGUAAAAAGACUACUAUGAGUAGUAGAGAGAUCCAGGCUGCUGUAAAACUGAUAAUACCUGGAGAACUUGCCACUCAUGCCAAUAUAGAAGCCAUGAAAGCCAUCAGCAUGUACCAUAAAAGCCACGAACGGGACGCCGCGGCCAAAACUUGAAUAUACGGUACAUAAAAUUUGACGGAACAAUUAUGGUAGAUUGUCGACAGUUGUGAAAAGUAAU